UCCACCUCCUCCACCGGACUGAGCUCUGCCCCUUCAGGUGCACCAUUGGCUUUAUGUUCAUGCCGAGAGUCAUUUAGCAGCGGUAACCCGUCACAGGGCACUGGACUGUGGGGAGGACAAUAACCAUGGCCGUGUUAUCAGCUCUUCAGCUACUUGUUCUGUGUCAGCUGUUAGCAUCAUCGUUUGCCCAGAGGCCAGGUCUUCGUGGUGAAUCUGGAGUGCCAGGGCCACCUGGACCCCCAGGAAAAGAUGGCAUUGAUGGUAAGCCUGGUCCUCCUGGACUUCCAGGAAAGCCUGGGCCAAAGGGAAAAGCUGGUACACCAGGAGCCGCAGGAAGCCCAGGAAUACCUGGCCUCCCUGGAGUGGAUGGUUUGACAGGUCCUGAUGGUCCAGCUGGAAAGGACGGGCCACCAGGAGCAGUAGGCGACAGAGGACCUCCCGGACCAGGUGGACCCCCUGGCAGAGGCAGACCAGGAGUGCUCGGUCUUUCUGGAGCUAAUGGACUUCCAGGUGGACCAGGACCUCAGGGACCACCUGGGCUUGAGGGUCUUCCAGGACUUCCUGGUCUGCCGGGCCUGGAUGGACCACCUGGGCUUCCAGGAACGCUUCCCGAAGGUGGCGGAGACCUGCUGUGUCCGGCCAUCUGUCCUCCAGGUCCACCGGGACCUCCAGGAAUGCCUGGAUUCAAGGGUCAUACAGGUCAUAAAGGAGAUAAGGGAGAGAUGGGGAAAAAUGGAGAAAAGGGUGACCAAGGCCCACCUGGUCCUCCCGGGAUCCCCGGUACAGUGGGUUUACAGGGUCCCCGAGGUCUGAGGGGGCUUCAGGGUCCAGUGGGAUCUGUAGGAGAUAGAGGAUUGCCUGGCUUCAGGGGAAAACCUGGAGUUGCCGGUGUCAUUGGAAAAACUGGUGACAGUGGCGAAAAAGGACAUCAAGGUUUCAAAGGACCCAAAGGAGAGAUUGGAAAAAUAGGCCCUAAGGGAGUACCAGGAGGUGUGGGACCUAAAGGUGAACCUGGCAUGCCUGGACGAGAUGGGAAGGAUGGAACUCAAGGACUGGAUGGUGAAAAGGGGGAUGCUGGAAGACCCGGGGUAUCUGGUGAGAAAGGACCAAAUGGAUUGCCUGGUUUGCAAGGAAAAGCUGGUACAAAAGGAGCCAAGGGAGGAGUUGGAAAUCCAGGAGAGAUGGGAAAAACCGGACCAUCUGGAGAGCCAGGUAUCCCUGGUGAUAUUGGCAUCCCCGGAGAGAGAGGAUUGGCUGGACCCAGAGGUGUAUCUGGUGGCAUUGGACUGCCUGGAAAUGCUGGUCCACAGGGUGUAAAAGGAUACCAGGGUGUUAAAGGUGCCCUUGGUGAUGCAGGUUUGCCUGGGCCAACUGGUAUCAGAGGCGGGUUUGGUGAAAAGGGUCCAGUCGGGGCUAGAGGUCCUAAAGGAGACGUGGGUAUGGGUGGGAUUGACGGUUUACCAGGAGAGAACGGAGAGCCUGGUCCAUAUGGUCCUGUCGGGCAGAAAGGAGAGCCUGGUAAACGUGGUGAACUGGGACCUAAAGGUGUUGUAGGACCACAGGGAGAGAUCGGAGGAAGAGGUGCACCUGGAAGACCCGGACCGUUGGGAUUCCAAGGAGAACAGGGUUAUCCAGGUGUUCCUGGAAAAACCGGUGUUCCUGGCAACCUGGCCAGCGAGCAGCACAUCAGGGAACUGUGCGGAUCAAUGAUUGAUGAUCAGAUUGCUCAGCUGGCUGCUAACCUAAGAAGACCUCUGGCUCCUGGUGCUGUGGGACGACCGGGACCUCCCGGACCUCCAGGGAAGCCAGGAGAAGUUGGAUCUAUUGGUCACCCUGGAGCAAGUGGUCCACCAGGAUAUAGAGGAUUACCAGGAGAUCUUGGCGAUUCUGGUCCUAGAGGGGAUGUUGGUGAGCCGGGUGAUAAGGGUCCAGUUGGUAAAGCCAUUGAAGGGCCCGUUGGCGACCAGGGUGAACCAGGUCUGCCAGGUGUUAAUGGCUUCGUGAAGGAUGGGCGUGAUGGAGCACCCGGAGAUCCAGGAGAGUCAGGAGAAGCCGGAAGAACAGGCCGUCCAGGACACCAUGGAUCACCUGGAAUCUGUGACACGUCAGCAUGCCAGGGUCCUGUGGUUCAUUCGAAGUCCUCCAGUCCCAAGAACCAUUAAAAGAUCCCUGUCCUCGGAAUUCAACAGAAUUCCCUUUCUAGUGUUUUUGAGAGGAAACGUUUGGGGAUCAUUAAAGCAUUUCAGAGCUGAACACAUUCAAGAAUACAUGUGUGAGACAACGAGACUCGAUCGGCAUCUGAAGGACCUCAGACACCAGCACGUGUUGAUACAGCAAGAGGCUAAAUACAUCAAUCACUGUGUGACGGACGCAAUAAAAGCAAAAACUGGGAACUUGAUAAUAAAGAGCAAGAAAUGUAGAAAUAUUUGACGUAUAACUUCCACACAUUCAGACGUUUGUAUUUGUAUGCAAUUUGAUUUCCAUUGUCGUUUUAUUCUCACGUUUACUUAUAUGUCAAGUGUCCGAAAUCACUCAUUGAAGAAUAAAAGAAGGCAUCGCUUCAGAUGCGUCAAACCCUUGUAAAAAAAAAUUCUGUAGGCUCUGACCUUAUCCACUAAAUACUGGUGCUGUAACAAUAACUAUACGUUAUUUUAAAUACUAUUUAUUUCUGAGUACUGUUGUGUGUACAGUGAAUUUCUACAGCACGAUGUAAAAAAAUAA
Messenger RNA from Paramisgurnus dabryanus, 2721 nucleotides. NCBI's taxonomy places the organism in Eukaryota, Metazoa, Chordata, Actinopteri, Cypriniformes, Cobitidae. The record is from RefSeq and is a predicted model, not a curated record.